AUGCCGCCCACGCACAUCGCCAUCCUCGGCGGCGGGCUCACGGGGCUCUCCGCCGCCUUCCACCUCGCGCGCCGCUUCCCCUCCACGCCCAUCACCCUCCUCGAGAAGGAACACCGUUUCGGCGGCUGGGUCCGCAGCGAGCGCGUUGAGGUCGCCGACGGGCAACGACGCAGAGAGAGUAUGGUGUUGGAAGCGGGCCCACGGACGUUGCGGCCGCGGAGUAUGGCUGUUUUGGAGCUGAUCCACCUCCUGGACCUGACCCCCGCCCUCCUCACCGUCCCGCUCACCGCCCCCGCCGCCCGCACGCGCUUCCUCCACCUCCCCCCGCGCCCGGGCCUCGUCCCCCUCCCCUCGUCCCCCCUCUCCCUCCCCUCCUCCCCGCUCGCCCCGCUCCUCCUCUCUGCCCUCCUCCGCGAGCCUUUCCGCGCUGCCAACCGACCAGAUGGCGUGGAGGACGAGAGCGUCGACGCGUUUUUGAGCAGGCGGUUUGGGAGGGAGCUGGCGAGGGUGAUGGGCAGCGCGCUCGUGCACGGGAUCUACGCGGCCGACUCGCGCGUGCUGAGUGUGCGCGCGGCCUUCCCUGCGCUCUGGGAUGCGGAGACGCAAGGGCGGGGGAGCGUUGUGCUCGGGAUGCUGCGCCGGAAACAGGGCGAGGGCGAACAGGAAACCUAUGAAACAGGAGAAGUGGAGGAAACGAUGAAGGGCGUGUCGGUGUACACGUUCAUAGAGGGCAUGGAGACGCUCGUGCACGCGCUCCUGGGCGCGCUGAGGCAAAGGGAGAAUGUGAGACUCGUGAGCGGCGAGCGGGCUACCGCGCUCUCGCUCGACCCAAUAUCUAAAUCCAUAACGAUAACGACCCCCACGCAUACCCUCCACCCCUCCCACCUCGUCUCCGCGCUCCCGCUCCCCGCGCUCGCAGCCCUCCUCCCGCACGACCCGUCCCUCCGCCUCCCGCACCUCACCGCGAACCCCUCCGCGUCCGUGACCGUCGUCAACCUCGUGUUCCCGCAGCGCGUGCACCCGGACGGGUUCGGGUACCUCGUCCCGCGCUCGUCGGGGGAGGAAGAGGUGAAGGGGGGAGGGGAAGGGAGGGUGCUCGGCACGGUGUUUGACUCGUGCGUCGGCGGCGUGCAGGACCGCGUGCUCGGGGACGACACCGGGGAGCGGUUCACGAAAGUUACCAUGAUGCUCCGCGCGCCCUCCCGCUCUUCCUCUCCUUCCCACUCGCCCUCCACCCAAUCCCUCCUCCGCACCCUCACCACCCACCUCUCCCCCUCCCCCUCUCCCCUGCCCCAGCCGCUCCUCGUCCGCACGCACGCCCAAACCGAGUGCAUACCCACGCCCACCGUCGGGCAUUUGGCUAGGAUGGUAGAACUGAGAGAGGUGCUUGGGAAGGAGCCGUGGGGCGGACGGGUAGAAGUAGUCGGUGCAGGAGUGGGGGGUGUUAGUGUGGGGGACUGUGUGGCGGCGGGGCGGGCGGUUGGGAGGGCGUGGUAG
Messenger RNA from Gloeophyllum trabeum ATCC 11539, 1497 nucleotides. RefSeq names its product Protoporphyrinogen oxidase. Gene Ontology annotation, molecular function: protoporphyrinogen oxidase activity, oxygen as acceptor. NCBI's taxonomy places the organism in Eukaryota, Fungi, Basidiomycota, Agaricomycetes, Gloeophyllales, Gloeophyllaceae. The transcript is spliced from 3 exons. The coding region runs from base 1 to 1497 and encodes 498 amino acids. Gene Ontology annotation, cellular component: mitochondrial inner membrane. Gene Ontology annotation, biological process: heme biosynthetic process. The record is from RefSeq and is a predicted model, not a curated record.